UCGAUGAAGAAGCGUCUUCCCCGAUGCACGACUCGGACGGUGCGUCGUACCCCUUGGAAGCGUUCCGCAUGUUGGAAUCCCUGUGGCGGCAGAAGAAGCUCUGCGACGUCGAGAUCGAAAUUGCAGGGGAAGGCAGCCUGAAAGCCCACAGGCUAAUGUUGGCGGCGGCCAGCCCCUACUUCCGCGCCAUGUUCACGUGCAACCUCAAGGAGUCUCAAAUGACCCGGAUACCGAUCCACGGGGUCAGUCUGGCAACACUGGAACGCAUCGUGGAGUUUGCCUACACGGGACGCAUACGAGUGGACGAGAAAAACGUCUGCCAACUUCUCCCUGCAGCCAACAUGCUUCAGGUGCAGCGUAUAACAAACGCGUGCUGCAGAUUCCUCGAGCGGCAGCUGGACCCGUCCAACUGCAUCGGCAUCGCCGACUUCGCCCUGCAACACGGCAUGGCCAGCUUGCACACCAAGGCCAGCCACUUCAUCGAGCAGCACUUCUCCAUGGUGAGCCAACUGGAUGAGUUCCUUUCGCUGCCUUCCAAUCGGCUCGUGGCGCUGCUGCGCAAGGACGCCCUCAACGUGCGAUGCGAAACGGAAGUCUUCGAGGCCGUCAUGCGGUGGGCUCGCCAAGACGAGUCUUCCAGAGGUCCACAGCUGGAGCCGGUCCUCCAAGCCGUGCGAUGCCACUUUCUGGCGCCACAUUUCCUUCAAGAACAGGUCAGGAACUGUGCCCUCGUGAAAAAUCAUCCAAAGUGCUGCGGCUACCUCAGCAAGGUCAUCCAGGACCUGACGCUCCACAAGCGGUACAGCUGCUGCCUCGAGCGUCUGCCCAACGUCCCGUCGAUCCUCUACGUUGCCGGGGGCUACCUCCGUCGCUCGCUAAGCACCAUCGAGUGCUUCAGUGCCGUGUCCCAGCGGUGGAGCGUCCUCCCCAACCUGCCCCUGGAGCGCAGCGGUCCUGGCGGGGUCUUCCUGCAAGGCCUCCUCUACGUCGUCGGAGGCCGAGUGCUGAGGCCGCCGCGAGACUUCGGCGAAGACGUGUCCACCGUCCACUGCUUCGACCCGGCCACCAAACAGUGGUCUGAGAAGUGCUCCAUGGGGGUUCCUCGGCAUCGGCUGGGCGUCGCUGUGCUGGACGGCAGGCUGUACGCGGUGGCCGGAUCGCACGGCACAAAUUGCCUGAGCAGUGUUGAGAGAUACGAUCCGGCAAAGGACGAAUGGACCAACGUUGCCAGCCUAUCGAAACCACGCUACGGCCUUGGGACCGCGGUGGUACGGAGAUGGCUGUAUGCUAUUGGAGGUUGUAACAGCACCGAGAAAUUCGGGAUCGUAGAGCGCUACCAUCCAGAGACAGACAAGUGGGAGGCUGUCUCUUCUCUGCACAUACCCAGAAGUGGAGCUGGCACGGUUGCUCUCGGAAAAUACAUUUAUGUGAUUGGAGGCUACGACGGGAGGGGGCAGGUCAGCUCAGUGGAACGCUACGACACGGAUACGGACACCUGGCAUCCCGUGGCUCCUCUCAAAUAUCGACGGAGCGCACUUAGCGCUGCUGUUCUUGGCGGAAAGAUCUACGCGCUAGGUGGCUACGACGGCCAGGAGUAUCUGUCUACCGUGGAGGUCUACGACCCCGACAGGGACGAGUGGACGGCCGGACCGUCCAUGCCUUCGUGCAAGAGCGGACACGCUUCCUGCACUUCCCCGGCACCCUGCCUGCUCCACAGGGUCACGUGACUCUCCGCGCAAGACGCUAGUGCGGAGAAUGUACGGCGUGCAAUGCUGCCACACC
Ixodes scapularis (black-legged tick) is the source of this 1782-nucleotide messenger RNA. RefSeq names its product kelch-like ECH-associated protein 1. NCBI's taxonomy places the organism in Eukaryota, Metazoa, Arthropoda, Arachnida, Ixodida, Ixodidae. The transcript has 8 exons. The coding region runs from base 24 to 1727 and encodes 567 amino acids. Gene Ontology annotation, molecular function: protein binding. The record is from RefSeq and is a predicted model, not a curated record.